AUGGGUUCCGUCGUCAUUCCUCACCUAGUCACCGGCUGGCACGUUGAUCAGGCCAUUCUCUCCGAAGACGAGCGCCUUGUGGUCAUCCGCUUUGGCCGCGACUGGGAUCCCGACUGCAUGCGUCAGGACGAAGUCCUCUACAAGAUUGCGGACAAGGUCAAGAACUUUGCUGUCAUCUACGUCUGCGACCUCGACCAAGUCCCCGACUUCAAACAAAUGUACGAGCUCUACGACCCGGUGACUCUCAUGUUCUUCUUCCGCAACAAACAUAUGAUGUGUGAUUUUGGCACCGGCAACAACAACAAGCUGAACUGGGUCCUCGAAGACAAGCAAGAGCUCAUCGACAUUAUCGAAACAAUCUACAAGGGCGCAAAAAAGGGUCGGGGUUUGGUGGUUUCGCCCAAAGACUACUCGACAAGAUACCGAUACUAG
Messenger RNA from Cladophialophora bantiana CBS 173.52, 432 nucleotides. RefSeq names its product mitosis protein dim1. The coding region runs from base 1 to 432 and encodes 143 amino acids. The transcript has a single exon. The record is from RefSeq and is a predicted model, not a curated record. NCBI's taxonomy places the organism in Eukaryota, Fungi, Ascomycota, Eurotiomycetes, Chaetothyriales, Herpotrichiellaceae. Gene Ontology annotation, cellular component: U5 snRNP; U4/U6 x U5 tri-snRNP complex; spliceosomal complex. Gene Ontology annotation, biological process: mRNA splicing, via spliceosome.